Molecule: messenger RNA, 5390 nt
Organism: Platichthys flesus (European flounder)
Lineage: Eukaryota; Metazoa; Chordata; Actinopteri; Pleuronectiformes; Pleuronectidae
Product: storkhead-box protein 2-like
Exons: 4
Coding region: 584-3757 (1057 amino acids)
Biological process (GO): positive regulation of transcription by RNA polymerase II
Cellular component (GO): cytoplasm; nucleus
Molecular function (GO): RNA polymerase II transcription regulatory region sequence-specific DNA binding; DNA-binding transcription activator activity, RNA polymerase II-specific
Source: RefSeq, a predicted model, not a curated record
AAGAUGCGGUUUGUAUAAUUACCACUCCGUAUCAGAGCUCCAAAUAGUCGCCGUCAUCAUACCUGAAUCUAGUUGAGAAGGUCCCGCAUCUUGCAAUGCUCGCCUGCACUGGACAAGAGCGUGGCAGGCCACAGCAAGACACCGUUCUCCCACGGCUGCUGACAUCGCCUGCUUAUUAACCUUAAAAGCAGCAAACAAACAUACAGGUGUCCCAAGAGCAAGGGUUUGUGAUCGGCGAUGAGAAGAGGGGGCUGGCUGCAUCUGUUGCGUGUGAAUUAAUUUCCACAUUAGCAUCCAGUUAGCUAACUGUAAUGUCAGACACUUAACGUAAAUAUCAGGGUUUACAUUGAAAAUCGCAAAUGUCAGCUUUCAUUAGUGGUGGGCAGUGCUUAGCGGGGAUCUCCAGUAAAUACAGGUGUGGUAACGGACUGAUACAUCACGUCUGUAUAAGAAGAAGGACCUGAAAGGUGCACGGAUGUUCAGUGUAAUGCUUCGGAGCUAACGGACUAGCUUGGUGGAAACAUGUCGGUAGUCUGAACUGAAGAGCGUUGAUUGUCGCUUUACACGGUGCUAGCUAAUAUGGAUGGUCUUACUUCCACCAAGGAUCACUGUGUCUCGCAUCGGAAAAUGCAAUGAGAAGACUGCAAGAGGAAAACCUGUAAAGCUCGACGCGAUAAUGGAGACUUUCUUGCAGAUAGCUCCCCAUUCCCUGGCAAUAGUGCUUUCCAGGGUCGAGACUGGGGAAGCAGAGGGGGCGGCCGGGGUAUCAGAGAGCGAUGAAUUGCCGAAGCACCACACAGGCUAUGAUAUAUUUGCCGAUUUCAAAGCAGAAAAUACCCAGCAACGUGUGUGGAACCAACGGAUUACCGACGCUAUGUCCGAGACCUUCUUCCUGGGUUGGAUAGACGAACAUGUGCUGCUGAUCCAGGGGAAAGAGGACCAUCUGGAGGUGUUGAGGGAUGGAUGGAUGCGGAGGUACCUCAAUCCUCCUCGGGGAUUCACCAUCAAAUACCUUGGUGAUGUGUCACCCAUCAGUAUGUCCCCCAUCAGCCAAUCGCAGUUCUUUCCUCUGGGAGAGGUGUUGCUAUUGGCUAUCUCCGCGAUGAACUCUGCCCAUAGGCCUGUCAGUCAGGAGGCCCUAACUGAACACCUGCAGACAUGUUUUCCAGGUGUUCCUACGCCAACAGAAGAGGUUUUGCACCACACACUAAGCAUGCUGGUCCAUGAGAGGAAGAUCUACCCAGCAACAGACGGAUAUUUUAUUGUAACCCCACAGACCUACUUUAUCACACCGAGCCUAAUCCGAACCAGCUCCAAGUGGUACCACUUAGACGAGAGAUCCAUUGACCGACACCAGCAACAUCAGCAGACACAGUGCACCUCACCUCACUUUGGCACCGUCACCCCAUCCACUUCUGGAGGCGUGCAUGAUAAAACACAGAUUAAGGCUAGCCAAAACCAUAGUGCAGGCGGGGGUGCAGGUGGAGAUUCUUUUUACAGCAACACUUACCAUGGAGACGACCCUCCAAGCCAACACACCAACCUACAGUGCCGAUUCCCCAAAGACCAUCGGGAAGUGUACUCAUCCCCAAACCCUUCACAAACACCUCCCCAGCAAACAGGAGGCGCCACAGAAAAAAGCCGCAGCACCCUCGGGUUCACCUUCAAGACGGAAACUCUAACCAAGCACAGGGGGGGGGGCAAUGGGGGAGGUGGAGGAGGAGGAGGAACUGCAGAGAUAGAGAAACAAACCAGUGGAGGAAGUGGUACAGGCAGUCGUAAGUUUGGUCUGAAGCUGUUCCGUCUGAGCUUUAAGAAAGAUAAGACCAAGCAGUUUGCGACCUUCUCAGCACAGUUCCCCCCUGAUGAGUGGCCACUCCGUGAUGAGGAGGUGCCCAGCCAACUGCCACGUCAUGUAGAGAUGGAGAUUAUCCGCAGAAUCAACCCUGACCUUACUGUUGAGAAUCUUGCCAGGCACACAGCUGUCAUGAAGCGUCUUGAAGAAGAGCGUGCUCAAAGAAGUAAAGCCUCAUCAGCCAAUCAGAGCUCUAGGAGUAGGAGAAGUGGAGGUAGACACAGGAAGCAGUCACAGACCAAAUUAAGCCGCUCACAUAGUAAAACAAGGGCAUUGCAUGGUGAGCCAAGUGAUGCAUCCCACCUAGAGCUGGCUGACAGGGACUAUAGAGCCUACUCAUCCUCACUGGCUCGGUCACCAAGGGAACACGCUCUGGCCAUGGAGCGACAGCGGGCUCGGCUUCACCUUGCACACAGCAACCCCAACAUUCUAGACACCUCUCACCUGCCUAUCACACCGGAAUGGGAUGUGUCUGGAGAGCUUGCUAAGCGAAGAACGGAAAUGCCUUUCCCAGAGCCAAGCCAUGGCCCAUCAGCCCACCACUCCAAAGUCCACCGCUCACACUCGCACACCCAGGAGAGAAAAUCCAGGAAUGAAAGGAGUGACAAGGCCAAGGAACGUUCCAGAUCCAUGGACAAUUCCAAGGGACAGCUUGGAGCAGGGUUGAUCGCACCACCUGAUUAUUAUGAUGACCGGAACCGUUACUAUACUGAUGAUGGUACCCUGCGAGCGAAUCAGAGCUCUUCUCACUACUCUCGUUCCACACCCACCUCAGCUAAGCUUGCUGGGGAUUGUCUGGGGCUGGAUGCUGGUAGGAGCUUAGAGAGGAAUAAGAGCAGGGACAACCUUCCAGCAUACUCACCAAAACCCCUGCCCACUUCUGUUGCUCCUGAUGAUUACUUUCAUUGCUCUGGUUCCUCUGAUGCUGUUAUCACAACAGCAAAUCCACUGGGAACUCUGAGCAAAAGUUGCCAUGAUGGAUUAAAAGUAGGUAACUCUAACAGGAAGACAGACAGACAGACACCCCACCUGACAGACCAUAAGGAGGACAAAUGGGUGGGACCUAAAGGUGGCAGUCUGCCUCCUAUACCUCUCACUAACCCUGACCCGGCCCUUCCAAAUGGACGGCCUCCCCACAGUGCCUCCUUUGGUCAGGAGAAACGUAAAGAGAUAUUUAGUAAAGACACUCUCUUCAAACCUCUUCCUGGCCUACAUUUGCCUGGCUACAGCUCCCUGAGAAAAAACCCUGCCCUUGUCUCUUCUACCCUGUCCUCAUCCUGCGAUGUACUCGAUUCCCAGGAGGCCUUUGAUGCGCCCAGACCUUUGAUGGCCACAGCAUCUGACCCCCCACAGGGGCUUGAACCCACGACCAGUACUGCAGAGGCAUCAUUCGACUAUUACAAUGUCUCAGAUGACGAUGAACUUGAGGAGAGUGGGACCAAAAGUCGAGGAGAGGACCAGAAGGCUGGAGGAGGCAUUGUUGGGAUGGGAGGGGGUGCAGCAGGUACCAUGCAGUGGCUCCUGGAGCGAGAGAAGGAGAGGGACCUACAGAGGCGAUUUGAAAGAACCCUCACCUUCCCCAGUGCUAAAGAGAGGCUUCCAGAGUCCAGUCAGAACCAGCAGUCAGCCCACUCUGCUAGACUGGACAGUAUGGACUCCAGCUCCAUCACAGUUGACAGUGGAUUCAAUUCUCCACGAACAAGGGAGAGUCUAGCAUCUAACACCUCUUCCAUAGUGGAGAGUAACCGUCGUCAGAACCUGGCAUUGAGUCCUGGACACCUCAGCAUCACUACUGGCAACGGUCGCCCCUUCUCCUUCCGUAACAUCACAGAACCUACCAGCACCCAACCAGAGAAACUCCAGAAGCCCAGCGCCUGCCUUGCAUCAAUCACCAGCGUCUAGGGACAGAAAUAAAGGCUGGGCGGGAUGCUGAAAUCCAAUGGACAAUGGCCAGAAAAUUUAAGUUCCAACCCGAGGACUGUUACACCUUAAGACGAACAAAUGGAUUUAGCCAGUGGAACUGUACCUGUUUAAACACACAUACUCACAUAAAUAAACAGGCCACUGGGCAGUCAUUGUACAGCCUCUUGUUUACACUGCUGUUAUGUUCUUUCACAUACAUUGGUGUUUGUGUGUGGGCGUGUGUGUGGGCGCACUCUCUUGUACAGCUAUCUUGUGAGGACCAGUUUGAGUUUAAAACCCAUCGAGUGAAGAUAUUUUAGGAAAGUGACGACAUUUUGGCCGGGUCCUCACUUUGUGACCCCCCCUAUAAUGGGCUGGGGGUUAAGACUGGUUUCAGUGUUAGAGUUAGAAUUAGAUGUAGGUUAAAGUAACCCCUAGAGCAGGGGUAGGCAACCUUUGUUAUCGAAAGAGCAAUUUGGCCCCCUUUUCCCCCACAUAAAGUUAAAUAUAUAGUAGUGAUGCACCGAUGUAUCGGGCGAUCGGUAGAGGCCGAUAUUCGCCUCGUUUACUGAUAUCGGCGUAUCGGUAAUAAACUUUACUUUCACAGAUAUCAUUGGCCGAUGUUCAAAUUUGUGGUAAAACCGCUGGGUUUUAUAUAUAUAAACAAUAUUUUGUUGCAUUUAUUAAAUUAAAGAACAACAAAAAAACGUGAAAUUAUAUUGAUAUUUUUACCUGUUACAACAAAGAAAAAUAUCAAACUCUUAUGAUGAACCUGAGUGAUAUAUAAAAAGUGAUUUGUUAAGUUUACCGUUAGCAAAAAAAAUGCGCAACAUGCACAACACUGUACAGGGAGCCACUGCAGAGGGGCUGAAGUGCCGCGGGAUGCCAACCCCUGCCCUGGGUUGGGCAUUAAGUUUGGAUGGUUAAGGUAAGGGGCUAGGGAAUGCACUAUGCUAAUAAGUGUCCACACUAAAAUAGCUGUACAAAUGUGUGUAUGUGUGUCUGUUAUAUUUGUAUAAUCUGUAAUCUCAGGUCAUGUUUUUUCCACUCUUGUUCUAGCUGCUCCAGAUCAGUACAUCUAACUAUGUGUGACUAGGUGUACAUAUUUAAGAGAUGCUGCUCUGCUGACCACUGUUACUAAUGGUACACACUUUGACACUAAUCCAACUUAACAUUCUCCACUAAGAGGUACCCUGUAAAAUGUAGCAAACAAAUUCUCAUUGAAUGAAUCAUCCCUCCAAAAUGCAAGAUUUUGGUGCUUAAACAUUCAAAUGAAUAACCUGUUACCUAGGCUUUACCCUCUGCACCAUUAAUGUGACGAUGACCAUCGGAACUGUGUAAACAUUCUUUCCAGUUUUAACUUUAAAUCUCCUCCAGCUUAACAGGAAACCUGAGGACCAGCUCCAGGGAUAAGAUUUGAUUUGAAAUUAUUUAAUAUUUUCCACAUUUCUGGCCCCCCUCUUGACUGCUAAUUCAACAGAUGAAGAUGUAUCAUGUUUCAACUUUCUGUUGGUUGCCAGAAAUAAUCUCUGCCAUUCAAGCGAGUGUUCUAAUGUUCACUGACAGAUGUUUUCACUACUGUUCUAUUGUAGCAGGCCAGGUGUGUUUUUAAUAAAAAAUACUUUAUUGAUUA